GAUGGAGCUUUUCCUUAUUCUAAGUUUAGUUCUGUCACCCCUUUACAGUUAUCAAACUGACUAUGAAAAUGAUUGUCAAUAUAAAUUUCAUGUUUGGAAACCAAGUGCAAAUGCAUUAAAGCAGUUAAGAGAAUUGGAAUUUUCUCUGAAUAUUACCCAACUAUCUAUUGAAAAGGAGUUGAAAAUAGAUGUUUUACACGAAACAAGACAUCAUAACCGGGUGUGUUUAAAUGCCGUUUCGAAAUUUGAGGAUAGUUCUAAUCUAAAAAAUGUCAAAGAGAUAAAUGAGACUCUUCGUCAAAUUAUAAAAGAUGUAGAACAGGUUAAGGAAGAUUCCUCCUAUUAUUGGGCCGAAUUUUUAUUGCAAAUAAAGCAACUAAAAAACUCAUCACUGUCGAUUCUAAAAUCACAAAAAGAUAUUAAAGAGAUAAGGAGAGAUCUGGGAAAGCUAAAAGUCAAGGUGCAAGCUUCUAAACGUGAAAAGAAUGGCUUACGGCAUAAUCAUUCAUGGAAUCGAAGCGCUUUAUCGGAUUUAGAAGCCGAAGUAGAAAGAUUACAGAGAUAUUAUAGAGAAUUAAGCGCGAACACAGCUAGUUUAGCAUCAAGCGUUAGCAGAUUAAGAUUAUCCACUCAACAAAUACAAAAGGAGAUGAUACGACUUCUAACCAACAUAGGAAAAUUAGACGAAAAGUCUGUAGAGGAUUUUGUUAGAAAUUUUGCAUCAUAUAAUACAUUGGCAGGAAUCAACUCGAAAUAUCCCAAAGAUUGUAAUGACUUGUUCACAAGGGGUCAUAGAGUUAGCUCAGUCUAUAGGGUAAUUCCAGAUAAACUUACAAAUAAGUUCUUUGAUGUGUACUGUCACAUGACUGACACUUCUGGAUGGACAGUUCUACUGAGACGUAUUGAUGGUGGUACUAGCUUUAAACGAGUUUGGAAUGAUUACGUCCAUGGUUUUGGUAAUCCGUACGGUGAAUUCUGGUCCGGUAAUGAAUUUAUGCAUUUAUUAACCGUAAAUAUCAAGUGUCGAUUGAGGAUUGAUAUGUGGGAUUUUGAAGGCAAUUAUAAGUAUGCUGUCUAUGAUGAAUUUAGAGUUGACUCGGCUGAAAGCAACUAUAGACUAAAAAUUGGACGCUACACAGGAAAUGCUGGUAAUUGUAUGAGUCUACACGAUGGAAUGAUGUUCAGUACCGAAGAUAAUGAUAACGAUCAUUCAGAAAGAAAUUUGGCUCAUAUCUUAGAAGGAGGAUGGUGGUUUAAAGAUAGCUUCAGUAGUUUUCUAACUGGUUAUUAUUAUACGAGUGGAUAUUACAAUCCAAAAGACAAGGAGACCGACGGUAUAAUUUGGUAUACAUUUAAAGAGGAGGCGGGAGAAAGAUAUUCUUUAAAACGUGUAGAAAUGAAAGUUCAGCCUAUCAAUUAUGUUUAA
Molecule: messenger RNA, 1426 nt
Organism: Dimorphilus gyrociliatus
Lineage: Eukaryota; Metazoa; Annelida; Polychaeta; Dinophilidae
Source: the annotation of a GenBank genome assembly